Molecule: messenger RNA, 1429 nt
Organism: Lethenteron reissneri (Far Eastern brook lamprey)
Lineage: Eukaryota; Metazoa; Chordata; Hyperoartia; Petromyzontiformes; Petromyzontidae
Gene: ABITRAM
Product: actin binding transcription modulator
Biological process (GO): regulation of filopodium assembly; regulation of actin filament polymerization; dendrite morphogenesis
Cellular component (GO): dendrite; lamellipodium; nucleus
Molecular function (GO): actin filament binding; actin monomer binding
Source: RefSeq, a predicted model, not a curated record
GGGGUGCGGCGGGGGGAUUCGUGAAGGGCGACAAUGGAGAGCCGGGCCGGGGACGCGAACCGGGACGCGAGAGAUCUGGGGUCGUCACGGCCCCCCACCGUGCUGGAACGAUACUUCACCCGCUAUUACAAGACAGAUAUGAAAGGCAAGGCUUGCGAAGACCACUGCGUCCUGCAGCACUCCAACAGGAUUUGCGUGAUCACCGUGGCCGAGUCGCAUCCCGUGCUGGGCGGGGGGCGCGACGUCGCCGCCGUGGAUUACCAGAUCAGCGCCGGUUGCAGCCGCCUCGACAACCGCGUCUCCGGGAAGAGCAAGCGGGGCGGGCAGUUUCUCACCGAGUUCUCUCCUCUGUGCCGCAUCACCUGCACGAACGGGGAGCAGUACACGAUCUACAGCUGCAUCCGCGGGCGACUCGUGGAAGUGAACGAGAACCUCAUCGCAAAUCCGCACCUCGUCAGAGACAAGCCGUCGUGCGAGGGCUACAUCGCCGUCGUGCUGCCCAAGUUUGAGGAGAGCAAGAGCGUGACCAGCGGCCUCUGCGACCACGCCGAGUACCUGCGGGUGGUGGCGACGCGCGCUGCCGCCGCCGCCGCCGUCCCUGCUGACGGUGACGUCACCGCCGGAAGCGCCGCCGCCGCCGCGACCCCAAGCGCCGACGGUCCGACCGACGAUGAAGUUUGCGAAACCGAUGGAGCCAAGACGGAAGUGCAAGACGUCGUCUCUCAGAGCGACGUGUCUAAGCCCGACGCGUGUACGGUCGACGGCGGUGAGAUUGACACCUGUAAGAUCGGUGUCUAGAUGACCGACGUCUUGCGGUGGCCGCUGUUGUUGCCUCUGUGCGAGCGACGCCUGUGACCGCCGGUGUCUGUGACGACGAUGCCGCCAGUACGAUGAGAUCGUCCCGGCCGUCGCCGAGUUUUCCGUGAGCAUCGAGGUAGCUUUUUAUUUCCGUUUAAAUUUGUCGACGAUGUUGUUACUGCUGCCGAAGACAGCCCCCCCCCACCCCCCAGUGUUCUGGCUCAUUCACAAAAAAAUGCACUGGCCGUGUUUCUUUUGAUAUAUCUACUGUUGGUUUAUUUCACUAAAUACUUCGGCAUCGCGGGACGAAGAUUUUUUUCAGACCUCUCGCAGACAGCGGUGCAACCACUUCCUGUUAAAAAACAGCGCGCAAAAGCGGAUGUCGCACAACUACCUCCGAGAUCCGUUGAGGCGACCGUGACCGGUGCUGAGUGCAUCGGUUCGCUGCACUCGAGAAGCCGGUUUCAUCGGGAGGCAACGGCUGGAACCCGGAUUCGAACCCAGGUUCCCGGCGGUGCCGGCCCUGUCGUCCUCUGACCUCCGAGGCAGCCGGCCACCACCACAGAAAUAUCCAAGUGAAUUAGCUGUUCGCUGCAUCUGAAAUGUUAUUAAAAAAAUCUCCCUUUUGUCA